AUGAUUUUAUCAAAGUUAUUUUGUAAAAAUUGGAACGAUAAGCAACAGAAAUUAUUAACAUUAGCGAAAUUACUAACUUGUGGAGUCAUCGUAACUUUAUCAUGGUUAUUUUUUGCUGUUUUAUGGUGGACAUUUACCGUUUCUAACGGCAAUACAUCUAGCAAGUUUCUUGAUAAAAAUUUUUUAAAACAAUUGCACGGUAAUUCUGUUGAAACUGAGCAAAAAAUAAGUUUUGGAUCACACGGUAGGAAUAAUCAGUCCAGUGCCACGAAGCAGCCGACGUUCCCAUUCGAAGAUAGAAGUCAACAACACUCGUUGCAUCAGUCACGACGUGAUAAGUCCCAAUGUCUCGACAACGUUCCAAAUUUCAUUAAUUCUUUGAUAUUUUCAGUGGAAACUCAAACGACGAUUGGUUACGGGACGAGAGUUAUGAACUACCAGUGCUACGAAACGUUGGUCGUUCUGAUGUUGCAGUUGCUGGUGGGAUGUAUCGUGGAGACACUGGUUGUAGGUUUGUUCGUUCAUAAGCUUCUCGACAACUCGUUCAAAAAUCAAGUUAUUAAAUUUUGUAAAUCUGUCAAUGUCAAGAAUAUUAGCGACGGAAAAAUAAAGAAUGAAUUAGUUCUUACGUUUCAAUGUUCUAAAGUUAAGCACUGCAAAGUAACAUCUGUGUCAAUAGAGGCUCGAUUAAAAGUUAUCGAGGAUAAUAUCAAUAGAAGGAAAAACAGUUUUCUUCGUCGGGUCAGUCUGUUUGACGAAGAAUCAGAUUUGAAAGUUUGCAUUAAUAAGAAGAGUUUUGAUGACGAAAAAGUUGAAUGCAAUCUCAAUCUAUCGUGCGACCCGUUUGGUGCACACUGUCGCAAAUUUUAUUUCCUACCCUGGCCAACAAUCUUGUACCAUCACGUCAAUAAAAAAAGUCCUCUAUGGAAAUUAAGAAGAAAUAUUUUGAAUAAAGGAACGAUUGAUUACAAUAUUGAGUUUGUGGUGAAAGGUUUCUUAGAAAAUAGUGAGACACCGUUCAUAUGUAAACAUAGCUACAAAAUGCAGGACGUUGAAGAGAAUCUUCUGAAUGCAAUCAUUCUAACGAAGCGAUGUUUGAGCGAUAAGAACACAUUUGUUUAUGAAAAUCAUUAA
This is a messenger RNA of Helobdella robusta, 1134 nucleotides long. RefSeq lists its product as hypothetical. Gene Ontology annotation, cellular component: plasma membrane. Lineage: Eukaryota; Metazoa; Annelida; Clitellata; Rhynchobdellida; Glossiphoniidae. Gene Ontology annotation, biological process: potassium ion import across plasma membrane; regulation of monoatomic ion transmembrane transport. Bases 1 to 1134 code for a protein of 377 amino acids. The record is from RefSeq and is a predicted model, not a curated record. Gene Ontology annotation, molecular function: inward rectifier potassium channel activity. The transcript has a single exon.